Molecule: messenger RNA, 262 nt
Organism: Octopus bimaculoides (California two-spot octopus)
Lineage: Eukaryota; Metazoa; Mollusca; Cephalopoda; Octopoda; Octopodidae
Product: zinc finger protein 253-like
Source: RefSeq, a predicted model, not a curated record
AUGGGAGAGAGGCCAUAUCGCUGUGAAAUCUGUGGUGAAUCAUUCUCUUGUCAUGUUAAUUUAACUCGACACAACCGUAUUCAUACAGGAGAGAAACGAUAUCACUGUGAUAUCUGUGGUAAAUCCUUCUCUGAAAAUCAUCAUUUAACUAGACACAAACUCAUUCAUACAGGAGAGAAGCCCUAUCGCUGUGAAAUCUGUGGUAAAUCAUUCACUCGUGAUACUAGUUUAACUGCACACAAAAGUACUCAUACAGGAGAGA